This is a messenger RNA of Cornus florida, 918 nucleotides long. RefSeq lists its product as uncharacterized. The coding region runs from base 426 to 800 and encodes 124 amino acids. Lineage: Eukaryota; Viridiplantae; Streptophyta; Magnoliopsida; Cornales; Cornaceae. The record is from RefSeq and is a predicted model, not a curated record. The transcript is spliced from 2 exons.
UUGUCCCUACGUGCACGAGAGAGAUGGCACUGGAGUGGUCAUCAAUAUUAUGUUAUACGUAAAGUCGGGUCAUUUUUUUAUUGUCAACGUUACGGUUUGAACAGGGCACUUGGCCCUUCCCACCAUAACAUGACAGUGAAUAGCUCAGUUCACAAGGAAAAAUUCCAUCGGGUCCAAACCAAUCAUGCAAAUCUGAUAGGUGCAUAUGGUUCGUCAUUCUCUCUCUCUCUCUCUCUCUCUCUCUCUCUCUCGCGAGAGUUCUCAGUUUGGCUGAAUUCACUGUCUGAUCAGAGUCUGUUUUUCUAUCUUUCUAGUUUCUGAUUUUGCUGUUCUUUGUUAGUGUUGUGGUUUGGAUUUGGCGUGAUGCUUGUUCCAGGCUUCUCCCUUCUCUCUUUUUGUAGUCUUGGUGGUAUAUUAUCCUUGUGAUGAUUUUGCCUCUGGUAUUUGCUUUUGUUUGGUGGUUGGUUUUGCCUCUGUUGUUUGUUGGCGGUUGGUCGGAGCUCGUCGUCAUCUCCGAUGGUUGGGUGUUCUUGGUUGGUGUGGCUUUGGAUUUGGCGUGUAUUGUGUGGUGGGCUGAUUUCUGGUGGGCCCAGUUUGGUCAAUUCACUGUGGGGCUUGUUCAUGUGGGCUUCGGUCAGACUCUGCAGGUAACAUUCCUCUUGGUGCUCAGAUUAGCGAUUCGGUUAACUCGGAAUCAUCUCCGUCGUAGUCUUUUGCUACGCUGCUGGCUCUUUUGGUUGGUGAUGUUCAACCUAGGGGUGACACGUCUAACUAAUCUGUUGCUUGUGCAGUUUUUCUAAGGCUGUGGUUCUUUUGUACCUUUGGUUGUUUGUUCUUUUUGUUGGUUGUUUUGUUGUUCAGUGCUUAUAGAUGUCGUAGGGCAUUCUGUUGCCAGGGAAAAAAAAAAUGGUUAGAAUA